AUGGCUAUCGAAAAGCUUCAGAAAAGAGUGAAAAAAGCUCCAAAAGACGUUGCAAUCAUCUUUGGUGUAACUGGUCUUGUUGGAAAACAGCUUCUUGAGAAGCUACUUUCAAAAUCCAAAUGGAAGGUUUAUGGCGUGGCCAGACGACAAGAGAUGACGACGAUCAAGAAACCAAACACAAACCCAAACCCUAAUUACCAUUUCAUUUCAUGCAACCUUCUUGACCCUUUCGAAACCCAAACAAAACUUUCUCAUUUGCAUGAUGUGACCCAUGUGUUCUGGGUCACAUGGGCUAGCCAGUUUCCAUUAGAUAGUGUAGAAUGUUAUGAUCAAAACAAGGACAUGAUGUCAAACGCAUUAGACUCUAUCCUCCCAGGAGCCAAUUUGAAGCACUUUUCUCUUCAAACUGGUACCAAACACUAUGUGUCUUUACAAGGAAGUUCUCUUGAUCAUCUUGUGAAAAGGGUUUCUUAUUACGAUGAGAAUUGCCCACGGGUCGAAGGGUGUAAUUUUUAUUAUGGUCUCGAAGACUUGCUCAAAGAGAGGCUCAUGGGCGUGGUUCCAUGGUCGGUUCAUCGGCCUGGUUUGAUCAUCGGGAGUUCACGAAAGACAUUGUAUAACUUCAUGGGAAGUUUAUGCGUUUACGGGACCAUUUGUAAGUAUUUGAAUCUUCCGUUUGUUUUUGGUGGAAGAAAAGAUUGUUUUGAAGAGCAGUUUGUGGAUGUCUCGGAUGCUAGGCUUGUAGCCAAACAACAAAUUUGGGCAUCCACAAAUGAUUUGGUUAAGUCAAACAAUGGGCAAGCGUUUAAUUCAAUAAAUGGAGAUGGUUCUACUUGGAAGGAUAUAUGGGGAGCGAUUGGGGAAAAGCUUGGGGCGGUUGUGCCUUGGGAGAUGUUGUCGGAGGAUUUUACGUUUGCAGGGUGUAUGAGUGAUAAGGGGGCAGUUUGGAAGGAGAUAGUGAAGAAAAAGGGUUUGGUCGAGACUGAAAUGGAGGAUCUGGCUAACUGGUAUUUCUUGGAUGCUUUGUUUCGGUGCCCGGUAAAGAUGUUAGGGACAAGAGAGAAAGCAGAUCGACUCGGGUUUACAACGAGGUAUCAUGCUCUUGAUUCGAUAUCACAUUGGAUUGAUGUUAUGAGGAAUGAAAAACUAAUUCCUUGA
Molecule: messenger RNA, 1158 nt
Organism: Lactuca virosa
Lineage: Eukaryota; Viridiplantae; Streptophyta; Magnoliopsida; Asterales; Asteraceae
Source: the annotation of a GenBank genome assembly